Messenger RNA from Merops nubicus (carmine bee-eater), 1164 nucleotides. RefSeq names its product carboxypeptidase A1-like. Lineage: Eukaryota; Metazoa; Chordata; Aves; Coraciiformes; Meropidae. The transcript is spliced from 10 exons. The coding region runs from base 1 to 1164 and encodes 387 amino acids. Gene Ontology annotation, molecular function: zinc ion binding; metallocarboxypeptidase activity. The record is from RefSeq and is a predicted model, not a curated record. Gene Ontology annotation, biological process: proteolysis.
AUGAAGAUCCUCCUGGUCUUCACCACCCACCUGGUCUUCACCACCCUCCUGCUUGACUUCUGGCGUCACCCCACCAGCCCAGGCCGCCUGGUCGACCUGCGGGUGCCCUUCCCCAGCCUCCAGCCUGUCAAAACCUUCCUGGAGUCCAAUAACAUCUCCUACAGCAUCAUGAUCGAGGACCUGCAGGAACUAUUGGAUGAGGAAAAGAAGACCAUGGAGAAGUCUAGGAGGGUCGAGAGGAGCAUCAGCACGUUUGAUUUUGCCUCCUACCACACAAUAGACGAGAUCUACGACUGGAUGGACGCGCUGGUGGAAAACCAUCCAGGCCUCAUUAGCAAGCUCCAGAUCGGGCAGAGCUACGAGAACAGAUCCCUCUAUGUGCUGAAGUUCAGCACCGGGGGGUCCCCCCGACCGGCCAUCUGGAUGGACACUGGGAUCCACUCACGGGAAUGGAUCACCCAAGCCACCGGCGUCUGGACGGCCAACAAGCUCGCUGAGGGGUACGGCCAGGACUCUACAGUCACCACCAUCCUGGACAACAUGGACAUCUUCCUGGAGAUAGUCACCAACCCCGAUGGCUUUGCCUUCACCCACAGCUCCAACCGCCUGUGGCGCAAGACGAGGUCCCUCAACGCCGGCUCCUGCUGCGUGGGCGUGGACCCCAACCGCAACUGGGACGCUGGUUUUGGAGGCUCCGGCUCCAGCGGCAACCCCUGUUCGGAGACGUACCGCGGCCCUUACCCCCACUCUGAGAGGGAGGUGAAAGCCAUCGUGGACUUCAUCCUUGGCCAUGGGAAUGUCAAAUCCGUCAUCUCCAUCCACAGCUACUCCCAGAUGCUGCUUUUCCCCUACGGCUACAAGACGGCGCCCGCGCCCGACCACCAGGAAUUGAACGAGCUGGCUAAAAAGGCAGUGAGGGACUUGGCCACCUUGUAUGGGACGAAAUACUCCUACGGCAGCGUGGCGGACACCAUCUACGUGGCAGCUGGCACCACCAUCGACUGGGCUUAUGAGAACGGGGUGAAAUACUCCUUCACCUUCGAGCUGAGGGACACGGGGCGUUACGGGUUCCUCCUGCCCAGCGCCCAGAUCAUCCCCACCGCCACCGAGACCUGGCCAGCACUGCUGGACAUCAUGCUCCACGUCCUGGAGCACCCCUACUGA